This is a messenger RNA of Malaclemys terrapin pileata, 1327 nucleotides long. RefSeq names its product RAB17, member RAS oncogene family (gene RAB17). The record is from RefSeq and is a predicted model, not a curated record. NCBI's taxonomy places the organism in Eukaryota, Metazoa, Chordata, Testudines, Emydidae. The coding region runs from base 136 to 996 and encodes 286 amino acids. Gene Ontology annotation, cellular component: endosome. Gene Ontology annotation, molecular function: GTPase activity; GTP binding. The transcript has 7 exons.
UGGAAACAAGAAAUCAAGGGGCGGACACAAGGCUUGCAGGACCUAGCAGAAAGUCAGAAAGGAGUAGAAUUAUGAAACUGUAGAAAGGAAGGAAACCCAGGCCAGCAGAAUCACUCUCCUCAGCAUUUCACAGGCAUGCGCCGGGCCCCGCCCUUCGGAACAGAGGCCAGCUCCACUCAAAUCACAACUCACCUUGAUUACAGUUUGCCUGGAUUUAACUUGCUUGAGCACUUGCCCAGCCCUGCUGCUACCGCUGCUUCCCAGCCAGCAUUGUUUCAAACGUUCAAUGGAUUGAAGACGGCCCCCCACCCCCCUAGAAGAAAAGCAAUGUUUAAAAAGAAUACGGCCCCGAGAAGAACGCAGCAUGUGGGGGCGGGGCCUUCCACGGAGCAAUCCUACAUCUACAAGGUGGUUCUGCUGGGGAGCACGGCCGUGGGAAAGUCAAGCAUAGCCUUCCGCUAUGUGAAAAAUGACUUCAGGGAAUCCGUGCCCACUAUGGGAUGUUCUUUCUUCACCCAGCUGGUAUGUUUAGAGACUGCCACGAUUAAGCUUGAGAUUUGGGACACUGCAGGACAAGAGAAGUACCAUAGCGUUUGCCAUCUUUAUUACAGGGAGGCUAACGCUGCCCUUCUUGUAUAUGACAUUGCCAGAAAGGGAACUUUUGCGAGAGCAAAGCUAUGGUUGAGGGAAUUAGAGAAGGAAUUUCUUCCCGAUGAGCUCGUGAUUGUUUUAGUCGGCAAUAAGACAGAUCUUGCUGCUGAGCGGGAAGUCACCUUUGAGGAGGCGGAGGAGUUUGCAAAGAGCAAAAGCUUAAUCUACAUGGAAACAUCGGCAAAAUCCAACCACCAAGUGACCGAGGUGUUUAUGGCCAUAGCUCACGCGUUAUUGAAACAGGAACAACAGAAGGAACCAGCCCUGCGGCCUCAGCCCUGGAAGAAGUCACGCGUGGAUCUGCAAGAGACAAGCAAUCAGACUAAGAAGUGUUGCGUGAACUAAAGGAAGUGGCAGACUGACCUAGUGUUGCCAUCGAGUGCGUGUUUAUUUUGGGGGAGGGAAGGAAUGCUGGCCCUAUGUAUUGUGUGAAGUGCUGUUUUUGCCAAGGCAGCAUGGUUCUAGGGGGCAGCUUGUGUGUCAGACUGUGAUUAUUGCUUUUUUUAUUAUUAUUAUUGUCAGUGUUCGAUUGAAGAAUUGUACGAGAGGAGAUCUUGCCGAGUGCAAGGGACCUGAAAAGCACUGCAAGCCUCUUCUCGCUUGUGUUUGUUCAGUGUUAGCAUUAUACAAGAAUACAGUGUAAAGUAUCUUCACAAAUAAAAACAGCAAAAAGGAG